UUGAUAUAAAUGAUCAAAUGUGUAUAUACCUUAAGUUUAAGUACGUGACAACCUUCUCAAACUCAUUUUCUCUAUUAGCAUAUUCGCAAAAAAAUAUGUUGAUUCGUUUUCUUUCUACUUUCUAGUCAACAUAACCUAAAACACCUACCCAUGUUUAUUUCCUGUUAUAAGUGUUUCCCCAUCAAAUUCAUAUUCAUUGACAUCUUGAAGAUACUCCUCUUUUUUUCAAUUGACUUUCUUAUGUACAAUGUUAUCUUUCGUCGUAAUCUUAUUACAAUGUCUUUGUUUAUAGCCGAGCAAAUGUUAGUUAAUUUGAUUGUACCCAAAACAUGUUAGCUAACUUUAAUAAUACUUAAAUGUCCACGUUAUAGAUCGUUGAAUAUGUCUAAUGAUUUGGCUUCUUCAAAAUAUGUACAGUAUAUGUUAUGUCGUUCUACACAACACAUUGGUUAUACCAUACUUUGGAGUUCCACGUGAAUCGCUGAAUCCUUGUAGUACGACGACCAAUUAGUCCAUAUGUGGGAUCAGGAAAGACUAACAGUUUGUUCAUUACAACUCUCUUGGUUCCUCUCCUAAUUCCUUAACCAGAUACCUCUCUCCCGACCAAAAAUAGGUAAUUUCUUACAGUAAGAAAUUUAAUAUGUGGGAUCAGGAAAAAUAGAUAGUUGUGAUGUGGGACUGAAGGCCCAGAGGUCCCAGACAAAGUGCUUUUGUGAACAUAUCCUUAAAUAAUUUGUUACAUACCAAAACGGUACUUUCUUCAAAUAUUGUUGUGAUUUUUCUUUUGAACUUUAUGUUAUUACUGUGUUUCUAGAUCGAGAACGAAUGAGUGUUUUCACUUUUUAAUAAAAUAUACAAACAGUUUUAACUUUACAAUAUUAAUGGGUUAAUUACAGUGCCGUCCCAGUAAAUUUGAUGGUCUAAAGCAUAUUUAUAUACAAUAUCAUAUAUAUAUAUAUUAUAUUAUAUUUUCUAUUUGAAAUAUAAAAUGAUAUAGUAGGUUAGUUACAUCAGAUUAAUAUCAGAUAAUUAGUAGAUAUUUUAGUAAAAUAAAAACUAUUAGUUUGUUUGAACUAUUAUUAUUUGUAAUCCAAGUAACACAGAAAAUAGAAACACAGAUAAUAAAUAAAUUAUUUCAAUUAAAAGAGGUUGUUUCAAAAAAUUCAAAAUAAGAAAGGAAUGCAUAUGUAAAAAAAAGGAAAUAUUACAAGUUAACAUAAACUAUAACAUUGAAUGUGCAAAUUCCAACUCAAACAAAAAGUGAAAAUAAUGUUUUUAACCACUUGACCAUAAUCAUUUUUUUCAAAAAAUGUGGCCUCUAAAAUUGUAAGAAAAUUUGUGGCUUAAAGCUCUUGCUUCACUGGCUUUAUGGCAGGGACGGCCCUGGUUAAUUAUCUUCCACGGAAAUGAAUAUGUUUAUUAAUAUAUAGAUAAUCUAUACCGUCAUACGGACUUAAUUUUACGAACCCACACCUGCCUUUUUUUAAUGAAAACCCACAUAUGCUUUCAGUUAAUUAACUUGAAUCUUCGACUUAUGGCAUGCAUUUGAAAACGUUUAAUUGAUCAUUGGAUACAAAACUUCCACAUAACUAUGAAGUUUAAACUGAAUUAUUUCAUAUUUCAGAUAUAGAUGAAACUAGAAAACAUAAUCGUGUAUCUAUUUGUAAAAAGACUCCAAAACAACAUGUUCAGUUCACACGUUUUAUCUUGAGUUAGUGAUCAGUGUGUAGUGUGUAUACAUCUCUCUUAGAUGUAUAACUAAGUUUCUUUUUCAAUAUCUGUCCACAUCUUUACGUCAGAAAAAAAUGAAUCCCCUAAUGUACGAAAACUAUUGUUUAUUUAUAUUUUUAAUGAAUGGAAAACAAAGUUGUUAUAUUCUUAUUCCCUUAACUUUUUCUAAUGUCGGUUUAAUUAUACACAAAUAAUAUAUUUCUUAUAUAAAAUCAAUCCGUCAAAAUAGAACUUUUAUGCUUGUUUUCUUCUUCGAUUCCAUGCAUGUGUUUACGAAAAGAAACUGGUAAAUAAUAUGUACAUGCAUGCAUUUUCCUUCUUUAUUUUUUGUCUUUUUAUCAUCUUGGAUCUUUUUACAGUGUUCAUAUUUAUUUAUUUUCUUCUGUCAGAGCUUUUUUAGUAAUCUUUAUUGAUAUCCAUUUCUUAAUCUGUUCAGAUUCAUACGUACGCUUUUUUUAUCUAUAACCAAAUGAAAAGGCCAUUUUCACGCGUCUCUACAGUUUAACAAAUACAGUACUCAUACAAUUGCAUGAUUUUUAUGUGCCUCGAAAUUAUGAUAUAUAUACUGAACAAAAUUUGAAAAAUAUGCAAAACUUCAGAUUUACGUUUUGUUGUUAUUUUUCUUAUGUUCACACAAACAAAAUGUUUUAUAAAACAUUCAAAAUUCUUCACUACAGAACCCUAAUUAAUAUCUCCAGCUCUUCCACUUUCCUUGUCUUCUUUGUUUCUCAUUUUCAACGCAUCGUCGUCUAUUUGAAACAGUGAAAAAACUGAAACCCUAAUAAUCGAUGAAUAAUGGGAAGAGGCCCUUUCGAGCUGGUGAAUCUGAGGAGAAGAAAGAAGCCGAUGACGACGAGAACAUAUUUCCGUUCUUCUCGGCUCGAUCUGAAUACGACACGCGUGCCAUGGUCUCAGCCUUGACUCAAGUCAUUGGAAACCAAAGCAGCACGCAUGAUAAUAAUCUACAUCACCCUGUUGAGUAUGAUCAGCAAGAUCCCAUCCAACAUGUUCCUCCUACUCAAGAUCAUGGAAACUUGAGGAAAAUACAUUAUAGAGGGGUAAGGCAACGACCAUGGGGAAAAUGGGCUGCCGAAAUUAGGGAUCCACAAAAGGCCGCACGCGUGUGGCUUGGGACAUUUGAGACCGCUGAAGCUGCGGCCUUAGCUUAUGAUGAAGCAGCUCUUAAGUUCAAAGGAAGCAAAGCCAAACUUAAUUUCCCUGAGAGAGCUCAACUAGCAAGUAACACUAGUACCAUUACCGGUCUACCAAACUAUUACUCUUCUAAUAAUCAAACUUACUACUCAAAUCCGCAGACUAAUCCACAAAACAUACCAUAUUAUAACCAAUACUACUAUAACCAAUAUCUUCAGCAAGGGGGAAAUAGUAACGAUGCAUUAAGCUAUAGUCUGGCAGGUGGGGAAACCGGAGGCUCAAUAUAUAGUCAUCAGACAUUAUCUAAUACCACUUCUUCACCAGCUGGUGGAUCUUUAAGGCAACAAGAAGAUUACACAAGAUUUUGGCAUUUUGGGGAUUCUUCUCCUAAUUCUGGGGUUUGAGAUCCUCAUAUAAAUAAGGGGUUUCGGGUGACUUGUUAUGAGGAGAUCAUAUCAUAUGUUCCUUGAGUGUUUUCUGUUUUCAUUAUGCGUGUGUCGUUUGUGUAUCAUUUUCUUAAUUAGUUUCUUCUUUCGAGAGUUUUCACUGGGUUUUUUGUUAACAAGCGUUGAUUUUAAGCUAAAUUCAUAAAAUAACAAAAUAUUGUCCUUAAAAUUUAUGGGAGUAGUCUCAAAUAAGCACACACAUACAUACUGAUACAUACAUAUAAAUUAUUCACCGGUUUCUCAGUACAUGGUGUUAAUGGAUAUAUCAUAUGGCAUGUAUAACGUGAGUGAUCAAAACAAUAUAUAAAAUCAACGAUAAAAAAUCUUAAGUUUGUACAAUGUCACAUCACAUGAUAAAUGUUAAGAUUUUGGAUCAUUUUGAUGUGUCGAUUGUAUUGCCACAUCAUAAAUGCACGCAAACCAAAACUUUCUUGAAUGAAAGUACAUGUAUCUUACAUGACAAAGCCAAAGCAGCAUACCUACAUAUAACUUAACUCGUAUAAUAUUUGCAUAUUUGUUGAGCUCUGGUGGUUGAACCAAAAAAGAGGUUAAUAAUUUUGUCUAAUUAUCUUUGCGAGAUUGGUGUAUUUAAAAUCUAGAUUUGUACCGAAUUAUUUAUUGAACUGGAUUGUACGUCUGUGACUGUAAAUAUAUGAAAAUGUGGUCGUAUUUUUAUGUAAAAUAUAAUAAAAAUGUUUUUCUAAUGAUGAGAAUAGUUGGGUUCCUACUAUUCAAUUAUUUUAAAUAAAACCGAAAAUAUUCUUUUCCAGUUUUGGCUAACAUGGUAAUUGUAUGCACCAUGUAAUAUUUUGGAAAAAUCUAAUAAACCCAUACAUUUGAAUAUCUUUUUAGUAUUUCCAUAUGAUAAUUAUGAUGAUACAAAAUUGUACUAUAAAAGUGAUCUGAAUUAAUUCAUCAAUUGCAUGCCGUUUAGUUAGAAAUCAAUUGAUUUUGACAUAUCAUUUAGUUUUUUUUUUGUCACAAAUCAAUUGUUUUUUUAGUUAGAAAUCACUUUUAUGGUUUGUUAGAAAUCAAUUGUUUUUUUUUUGCCAUUUAGUUAGAAAUCAAUUGUUUUUUUUUGCCAUUAGUUAGAAAUCAAUUGUUUUUUUUUGCCAUUUAGUUAGAAAUCAAUUGUUUUUUAAGUCAUAAAUCAAUUGAUUUUGACAUAUCAUUUAGUUUACAAAUUAAGAACGAAGUAAAAACAUUCUUACACACAAACUUCAUGUGACAUUUAUUGGAUUGUUUUAACCCUUCUUUUAAUUGGUUUAUCUAUUAAACCAGUAAUUAUAAUGAGACUUCAACGAGCCUUAUAUUAGUUUUAAUUCUCAAAAAAUAAAUGGGAUUGGAAGUAACAAGUAUGAAAACUUGACCAAAACAGAUUCCAUAUGGUCUGUUCAACUCCUUGACUUUGUCAAUCCAAAGAGGUUGGGUUGACUCCUUUUGACCCAUGUUUUAUUAUUAUUUUCUCUCGUUUUUUUUUUUUUUUUAAAUGCAUAUACGUUAUUUAUGGUAUACAAUGAUAUAGGAAAUGUGUAAUGCGGAUUCAUACAAUAUUACACACAUGAUGAAAAUAACUAAAUUUACAGGAAUUAACAUCUGAGUUAGAUUCAAUGUACAUAUUUUCAGAAAAAAAAAUUCGUUUUGAAAUUCAGACUCGUUCCUCAUAUCAUCAUGUCAACUGAAAUGAUGGUUACAAUGAUAAUGAAUUUUGGUGUAAUUAAAACACUUUCAAACCAACGCGUUAUCUCCUCUUUCUUUUGUCUUUUUUCUUUGUUAACUUUUCUUUCAACUUAUUUUUGUUAACUCUUUUUUAACCUGUCGACAAAAGAAAUUAAUUUUUACAUAUUAUCGUAAAUGGUUAGUGUUUGGUAUAUGAAUCUCGGCCGCCGACCAAAAUCUGUACUUCUUGACAUUCGUGGAAAAUAAAAGCAUUAUAUUAUUAUUUUUCAAUAAAAUAUUGCAACGUGCGGAUGUAGCAGCGCUAUCACAUAAAUGUUAUUACUGAUAAGUAAAAUUUAUAAAAUAAAUAAAGGAUUUUUAUGAUGAACUAUUGUUAGCAUUUUUCUACAUUGCUCUGAUUUUGUCAGCAUUUUUGUAACUAUCUUUAGUCGUUUUCCCUUCUGGCAUAUAGUACAAAGACAUGGCAAGUGAUGAACAUUCAACUCAUGUUUAUCACAUUUCCAAUUAAUUCUAAAAUUGUUUGAUGUGAGUUCAGAUAUCGACAAUUGGUUACAAAACAAUUCAAAAAUAUUAAAUAUAAAUACAGUUAUUAUCUAUCCCGACAGACGGAAUAUAAGAGAAGAGAAUAUCUAUAAUCAGAAGGUUGACGUCAAUGGAAAUGGGGAUGGCCAGCAGCACCGCACGCACGCCUGCGUAGCACCGUCCUUUCAACCUUUGCGGCCUUCUAAGCUCUCACAGAUCUCAACCACUUCCUUUUGCCUUCCUUUUCAAACUUAUCGGCCCGAAGACGUAUGUAUGCAAACUAUGCAUGCAUACUUGUUAUACAAAAAUAAAAUCAAAUAAGAAGACGUAUAUAUUGCUUGUUUCCUUCGUAUGGGCCAUGGGGAUGUUCAAAUUGCACCGACUCACAUUCAUUGUAAUAAUGUAUACAAAGCAGCCCACUUCAGUUUUCUAAAUAGUCUGGCCCAUUUUAUCAUCCCGAAAAUGGGUUUUAAGACCACAACUAACUUUUUUUAUUGGGUUAAUCCACGUUUAAAAAAUAAGAAACAAGUGGCAAAACAAUAACUCCGACCUGCCGGAAUCGAACCAGCGACCUAAAGAUUUGCUGUCACAGACUACAGUCUUCCGCUCUACCAACUGAGCUAAGGUCGGUUGUUGUUAAAAACAAAAAGCCUAUUCUUAGUAAUGUUAAAUGUAAUCUUUUUUUCUAACUUCUAAACCGGAAAAGAGAACCAGCGAGAUUAUGACUACCAAAUCAUGAACCACCUUGAUUCCUCUCUUACGUUACAAAAAAAAAAAAAAACUCAGGGUCAAAACAUUCAUAACUUUGAUCAAACACACGUACAAUUGACCUACCAGUUUGAUUCAAAACCGGAUGGAUACGCACGGUUUCAAUUUAACCGAUUUGCACGUGCCGUGUAGAAUCGCACGUGUAAGCCCCACAGUUAUGUUCGUUCUUGUAGCCUUGUAGGCAUUGAAAUCGAUGAUGGGGAACUCGUUCGUUUUGUGGAGUAUGUUGAUAAAGACAACAUUGGAACUAUAACGUUCCAAGAGUGGAAGAGAUUUUCUUUGGUUAUACCCUCAUGAAGCCACGAUUGAAAACACAUAUAAUCACUGGGAAAGGUGUGCUUAAUCAUUGGAACUGUAUUAACAUUUUACCAAAAAAAAAAAAAAAAGGUGUGCUUAAUAGACAUUGGGGAGGAAGCUGUUAUAUAUACCAGCUGGUAUAAGCUAACAUGUCAAAAGAAACAGAUUGCUUCUCGGGAGGACUAGCCGUGCCAUUUCUAGGACUAGAGACGACAAUGAAGCAAGAGUUCAUGGAAACGUUGAGAGGUUUCUACAGAGGACUCUUACCAAAUCUUGUAGUAGAUCCAAGCAUAUUGUUUAUGAAGCUAUGAAGAAAAACAUCAAGAGCCAUUACAAUUUUUUCUCGGCGACAUUCUUUUUUCAUCACACUCUUAGAGUUAUAAAACUUAUAAUUAUGUGAGAUAACAGUAACAAGCUGAUUUACAUUUCUCAACUAUCGAUAUUUUGUAUGAUCAUUUACAUUUUAAUCUCGACUAUAAAAUAUGAUCCACGAUAUUGACAACGAUCGUAUACCUAUAAACAUUUGUUUAUAUAUAAUGGUACUCUCAACUUUACAUAUAUUUAUUUUAAAAUUCAGUGAUUCAAAUCUUUUUAUUGUUUUUAAUUAUAUUGUUUAGGAUACAAACAACAUUUUUUUAUUGUAAUACAAGCAACAUUACAAUAAAAUAUAGUUUACAUUCCAAAAUUUAAACGAUUUAGUUAGUUUUUAUUAAAAUAAGAGCAAUUGGAUUAAAAAAAAAGAAGAGCAAUUGGAUUAUUAAAAAAAAAAAACUAUAUAAGAGCAAUUGGAACAAUAGUUAUAAGGAUUUUCUUAAAUAGUAAACCGGUUAUUAUGGAAACCGCCGCCAAAAUAAGGGAAACACCGUGAUAACCCCCACAAAUAAAAGCACAUGUACAACAAGUUCCUUGUUAGUUAUGGACAUUGUAGAUGCUAUCCUCUAUCACAUGGCUUGUAACUAAAUAAAAGAGAGCAGGUAGUGAGAGAUAAUUGAUUAUGAAUAAGCACUCUUUAAACAAAAGUAUUAAAAAUAAUGCAUUGCAACUAGAAACCUUUUUCUUUAAUGAUAUAGACAUGCUAGAAACAAAACUAUAUUGAGCCGACGAUACAGUAGCAUAGUUAUAAAGUUAUAUGAAAUUCUACAGUUUUACACAGAUCCCGGAUCUUGAAAUUUUCUCAGUGUGUAUCUUUUAAGCAAUAAAAAACUUGUAAAUGGCAACUCGGAUCUUAAUAUAUAAAGAUAGUUUAGAAAGAAACAACAAGAUUGUAAAGCUAUUAAAAGCAAUCAGAAUACUUCUCGUGAGAGAAUCAACACAUCACCGGAAGAAGAAAUAAAAACAUUAAAGAUCGAAAAUACGAAAAGAAGAAAGGCGUAGCCUUCCCUUUGCCUCUGAUGACUUGCCGUUUGUAUCCUUCUCCGUUAACAAGAACAGAGAAAGAUAGCGGAACCGAGUAAACUCCGGUUAAUCGUAGCUUGAAUCCUUCUUACCGGCGUCUUCGUGUUCCGUUUCUUCCUCCAUAUCUUCUUCUUCUCUUCCUUAGAUUAGUGGCAAGGAGAGAUAAAAUGUUAGUGUUUCUUUUAGUCUUCUAUGUCUAUCUUCAACCCAUUUAUAAUGCUUCAUUUGGUCCCAUAUCCAAAUCAUUAUUAAUUUACUAUUGUUAUUUUUUAAAGUAUAUGUUUUGCUCAAUUUUAUUUCAACGCUAUGGAAUCUUUAUGAAAGUUAUACCUAACUUCAGUAAAAUUCUAAUAAGCACUUCAAUAAUGGGGGUGUGUUUUACUCUUAAACUAAUUCAGUUUGCAUUAUUAUUAUUUUGAGUAAUAUUCAGUUUGCAUUAUUGCAUGGCAUAUAAUUUUUUUAAAAAAAUUUCCACUUUGCAUUAUUGCAUAGCGUGGAAAUCUUAAAUGAAUUCCAGUUUUAAUCAAUAAUCCCACAUAAUAGUUUUAUACAAUGUUAGAUGCUAGCUACCUCUCAACUAUCAGUUUCUGGGAUGUGAAGAAAUGUCAGAAGCAUUUUCUCAAAACAAAAAAGAAGAAAUGUCAGAAGCAGUCGUCAAAUAUCAUUUGCUGAUAAAAAAAUAUGGUUUGCUUUCCUUCAUCUAAAACUAUUUUCUUAUUUUUCUAUAACUUUUCCAUGACAAUUAAAAACACAAGCCGGUUAUAUAUAUUCAUGUGUCUGUCAUUUCCACUAGGAAGCAAUAAAUAAUCAUUUUUAUAUACAAAUAAACCAACCAUAUAUACUUUUCGAUUUUUUUUUUUUUUGAACACAACUUUUCGAAUUUUUAAAAUACUCAUUUUGUAGGAGGUGAUCCAGUUUAGUGGUCAUACGAGGACCACUUAGCUCAGCUCAGCCGUGCAUCCAACUGACAUUGAGUUUGUAUCAAUUUGUCAAAAAAAAAACUUAUUUUUCCUCAACAACAAGUGGAGACAUACUUGCAUAAUUAGCUAUUUCCCCUUUCAGUUUACAAAACUAUGAAUAUGAUAAUCAAAAAGUUGGCUGCAUAGUGUAUAUCAUUAUGCCCAAAGUUGCAUUUUUCUGAAAGUUAAUGAACAAUCCUAGCUUGACACAUCACUGCUUACGUACUAACUAUGGCAAGAAUAUGUACUGCAUGAGUACACUUCUUUCUUUUGAAAUCAGCAUUAACUUAAUUCGAAAUCGUAGUAGAAAUAACACUCCAUGAAUAUAUCAACUUUUGAAUUAUCAUUAGCGGGUUUCGAUAAACAUGACUUAGCAAAACAAGUUUGACAUAUUUAUAAUGCUACAUAAUAUCUGUAUAUUAUAAAAUAAUAGGUGACUAGUUUGUGAAUGCUUAUUUAAGCUAAAUUUUAUUGAAUGUGAUCUUCUAGUUAAUUAAAUUUGUGAUUUAUUCCUAGCAAAAGUAACAUCACUAACAUUAUCUUGUGUUAGUAAGUAAAAAUCACGAUACAAGGGAAUAAAAACUAUUGUUGAGAAAGAAGAACCUAAAGCAUAGGAAUGAAUAUGAAUAUGAUUUAUAUAUUGUAUACAAUUAACUAAUGUGUAGUGUAGGCCUUUCUUUAUAUAGGUAAAAGCUCUUUACAACGUUUAAUUUUAUAACAAAACUAGCAAUGGACAAUAAUCACGUCGAAUAAGCACUAGUCCCACUAGAGUGGGAGCCAGUAAGCAACCAUCACUACUUCAACUCGUACCAGUUUAUUAUAUUGAAAUCAAUAUAUGAAUAUAGUUUUAAUUCCUUAUUGAGAAAGCUUCGUACCACUUUAGUUAUCACAAAUGAAGCACGUUACUUUUGCGAUUCUAUAAACUUUGAUUAGAAUCGAAAGUACUAAUCGGAAUAUAGAACACUAUAUAAAAGAUAGAGAAAAACACAUUUACGGUUUAAUUGAUUGCAUAAAUAUACACAACUAAGUACAUCUCAGUAUCUCGCUGAUAAACAAUUUUUUUUAAAAAGUAAAUAAAUAUACCAACUUUAAUUAGCGUUAUAUUUUAUCUAAGAACAUCUCCAACUUUAUUUAGAGUAAAAAAUGCUUCAAUGGUAUUCUAUUUUUCACUCUAUUAUAGAGUGAAAAAUAGGUUUAAUUCAAAUAUAGAGUAAUUUAUUUUUUUCUUGUUCAUCAUUCUAUUUUUUACUCUAAAAUAGAAUAUCAUUAGAGUAAACCAUUGGAAAUUGUCUUAGAAAGUGAUUAAAAGGAACUAGACGGAUGAUUAGACGCUGUCUAAAUUGAUUUCGAGAAGAUUCGUUUUAAAAUAAUUGUCUCGCUUAUGAAUGAUUUACCAUCUAUAUCGAUUUCUUUAGAACAUUGAUCUGAACUAUGUAAGAGUCAAAAACACUAUUUUCUCCUUUUUAUGCUUUGAUCUAAUGUGAUAUCACCCUUAAGUAAAUGAAAAAUAUUUAGACGAUAGAAACACAAAAAAAAAAAA
Molecule: messenger RNA, 10490 nt
Organism: Brassica rapa (field mustard)
Lineage: Eukaryota; Viridiplantae; Streptophyta; Magnoliopsida; Brassicales; Brassicaceae
Product: ethylene-responsive transcription factor ERF115
Biological process (GO): ethylene-activated signaling pathway; regulation of DNA-templated transcription
Molecular function (GO): DNA binding; DNA-binding transcription factor activity
Source: RefSeq, a predicted model, not a curated record